This is a messenger RNA of Sorex araneus (European shrew), 945 nucleotides long. Its product is annotated as olfactory receptor 2Z1. Bases 1 to 945 code for a protein of 314 amino acids. The record is from RefSeq and is a predicted model, not a curated record. Gene Ontology annotation, cellular component: membrane. Lineage: Eukaryota; Metazoa; Chordata; Mammalia; Eulipotyphla; Soricidae. Gene Ontology annotation, molecular function: olfactory receptor activity; G protein-coupled receptor activity. Gene Ontology annotation, biological process: G protein-coupled receptor signaling pathway. The transcript has a single exon.
AUGGGGGCAUCAAACCAGUCAGCGCCUGCAGGCUUCACUCUCAUGGGGCUCUUCGGUGACUCGGCGCCACAACUGGUCCUGUUCUCCCUGGUGGGCACCAUGUUUGUGGCAGGGCUCCUGGGGAACGCCACCCUGCUCCUCCUGAUCCGUGCCGAUGCCAGGCUGCACACACCCAUGUACUUCCUGCUGAGCCAGCUCUCCCUGCUGGACAUUGGCUUCUCCCUCAUCACCAUCCCCAAGAUGGCAGUGGGCGUCCUGCAGGGCGACCUCUCCAUCUCCGUGGGGGGCUGCGCAGCCCAGAUGUUCUUCCUGAUGGUGAUGGGUGUCUCCGAGGGCGUCCUGCUGUCCCUGAUGUCCUACGACCGCUACGUGGCGGUGUGCCACCCACUGCACUAUCCCGUGCUCAUGAGGCGCCAGGUGUGCCUGCUCAUGGUGGGCACCUCCUGGUCAGCGGGGGUGCUGGUGGCCUCCAUCCAGACCGCCGUGGCCUGGCACUUCCCUUACUGUGCCUCACGCUCGCUGACGCACUUCUUCUGCGAGCUGCCGGCUCUGCUGCGCCUGGCCUGCGCCGACACCUCAGGCUAUGAGCUGGCGCUGUCCGUGUCGGGGGUCCUGAUCCUGCUGCUGCCCCUCGCCUUCGUGGCCUCCUCCUACGGCCAGGUGCUGAGGGCCGUGGUCCGCAUGCGGUCGGCCGCGGCACGGCAGAAGGCCUUCAGCACCUGCUUCUCGCACGUCACCGUGGUGGGGCUCUUCUACGGUGCCGCGGUGUUCAUGUACAUGGUCCCGGGCGCCUACCACACCCCCCAGCAGGACAACGUGGUCUCCCUCUUCUACAGCCUGGUCACCCCCACGCUCAACCCCCUCAUCUAUAGCCUGAGGAACCGGGAGGUCCGCGCGGCUCUGGCCAAGGUUCUGAACAGAGUCGCCUGCGGGGCCAAGAUGUGA